Amoebophrya sp. A120 is the source of this 2499-nucleotide messenger RNA. The record is from the annotation of a GenBank genome assembly. NCBI's taxonomy places the organism in Eukaryota, Dinophyceae, Syndiniales, Amoebophryaceae.
UCGUUCGCCCCGUAGGUUCGCGGGCCGGGGCGGUGCGCGCGCGCGCCUUUGGUCUUUCAAUGUGGCCAGGGCGCUGCCGCCUUUCGCAGCUUUAGUCGGUGGCCCGAGGCAAGUGCGGCCUGCGCCGAUAACUUGCGCCAGGCAGCAAGCAAGCUCAUUUUGGCAGUGUGGCGCUGUGGUUCGUCUAUUAAUUCUCAACGCCACUGCGCGACGUCGCAGUGCUGUGUAGCCGUCCGAUGCGUGUUGUCGCGAUUUGUGUUCAGAUGAACGUGAGGUCAGCUUCUCACAGCUCCCCCGUUUCCGACGAGUUCAUCUGCAUCGCAGGACGCGUCGCGAUGACAUGUUCAUGCGCCACAUACUUGUUGCAACCAGUCAGGCCGCUCCCCCAUUCGGAUUUUGGAUAGAAAAGGAAUUAGGAACGUAUUACCUCGCUCGUGUAACGACGGACAUGCGCUGUGUGCUGGUCUCUGUCUCAUGUCACAUUAUGCGCACUCGUUUUCUCCUCCGCGUAUAUCUGCUGGCUACAUCAGUGGCGCAUGCCCUAUCACUCCAUUUUCAACUCCAUCGGAGCUUCCUUCCCCACGCCGAUACCGCUUUAGCUGCGCUUCACAGGACAAGAGGAAAACAGCAAUACCCUGGUGGGCUAGACUUUGCAGAGCUAGAUGGAUAUGAUUUUGAUGGACGAGCAUCUUGCCAUAGCAGGUCCCCCGUGUCGCAUGUGAAUGGCGACAAGACCCAAGAACACCACCCGCCGCCUGCUCUAUUCCCUGAUCAUUCGUUUUGCGACCGGCCGCAGCGAGAAGUAGACUCCAACCCAGACGACUUUUCGGACGACGAAGAUGACCAAGGUUAUUUUGGUGCGACCUCGUCCUCUUCGUCCGGCAACUGUAGGAGUACGGGGUCGGGCAACUGCGUUAAUCGGGCGAUGCAGUGUUUCUGCCCGGCACGAAAGUUUCUGUCGGCAUGUUGUCGCUUGUUCACGAACCGAUUUCGAGCCCGCGGACCUGUUGCAACUUUCCGCAGAGCGGAGGGCGGCGUGCCUUUACUGGAAUCGGAAGGAAGCGAACUGCGGUGCCUCGACGGAAAGAGCGGUGGGGGACCAACGUAAGAACUUCUUUGUGAUGUGAGCAAGUAGAAUUCAAAAGUUCACGUGAGAAGCUGUUUUUAGCAGGAUGCCUCUGGGCUUUCAUCCGUAAAUGCUUCCAGAAAACAAGAAGAUCGCAAACCCAAUCACCACAGGCAAUACUACGACUUGAGCCCCUCCUCGCGCGGCGGCACCCCGCGCAACAGCAAGAACCGUGGCCGCGGCGCCACUUCCAUCUCUGCGUGGCGGAAUAGCGGACGGGGGCGGUCCCUCGCAGACGUUCUCGCGCUGCAGCGGCAAAAGAGCGAGUGUCAGGCACUGCGGCAGCAAAGUGAGUCCGCGUUGGAGGCGCAUGAGCUGUACUUGCUGAGCCGCCGAAGCCAUAAUUUGCAACACGAGCUGCAUUUCUUUCCACCGAGCAACGACGGGGAGGAAAUGUUGCUGGCGCCCUACUCUCAUUGCGGAUACUGAUCGCGCUGACCAUAUUUUCUGUCAGUGCGAAGAAUUGGUAGUAUUGGACACGUACUAGUUCGGGGCUGUGUAAUCGGGAGUCUUCAAAAUGGCCAAACACUGACACCAGAUGCGGUUUCUCCCGAUGUGCUCCAGAGUCUCGUCUACUACCCCGUGUUGCAGUGGUCAUUCUUCUCCCGUGCCAGGGUCUCACUCGGGAUGGUUUGUUGCAGUGCGAUCUCGCGGCUUCAUCAGUCUGAUGCUUGAUAGAUAUAUGACAACAAGAAUUAUACAGGUUAAAGUUAUACGAUGGCCAGCAGCCUGCUGCUCGCCUUCUUUCUGCCGCUAAACAACUCGUCGUAACGGACGCUAACGGAUAAAUCCGGCGGCAGACCUCACAGGGAGUGGGACGAAACGAAGCACCGUUCCAAGCCCUGACAAGGUGCACACUGCGCCUCUGAAGGCGGAGGUGAUGAGCACGUCGGAAAAUGAUGGAAGAGUACAUAUCAAUCUUCGAGCUGUGGAACCAUUUUGUUUUCAUUUUAUUGCUCACGUUGAAGAUCCCGACUGACAUAAUAUUAGAAAUAAGAUUGCAAUUGCAUGAUCGCGCGUGCUCCUGAGAAAAUGAACAGCACAAGUCGAGCCCUCACACGCACGCGCGCACACUUGGUUUUUUAGCUUUGCCACCACAUCGAUUUUGAAGACCUCAGAAGUAUGAUGAAGCGCAUUUUACUAGUACUACGCCUUUGACUUUCAAUUUCAUUCACGCGAAAGCGUAAGCGGUGGCGUACGAUUAAAAAAACUUGGCGUUUGUUAAAGUGAACGGAAAAAAAAAGUAUACAAAAAGCUGAAGUUGAUGGUUCUGCUAGUGCUAGUAAACAUCUUCGCUCUAGCUCUUCAGCAAAAAUACACGAGCACCGUGGCACGAUUGUGCAAUGUUCUCCGCGCUUCCGCGGGCCUCUCCC